Anolis carolinensis (green anole) is the source of this 1367-nucleotide messenger RNA. Its product is annotated as serpin B12. The record is from RefSeq and is a predicted model, not a curated record. The transcript has 8 exons. The coding region runs from base 90 to 1310 and encodes 406 amino acids. Gene Ontology annotation, biological process: negative regulation of endopeptidase activity. Gene Ontology annotation, molecular function: serine-type endopeptidase inhibitor activity. Lineage: Eukaryota; Metazoa; Chordata; Lepidosauria; Squamata; Anolidae.
UUGUUUGUAAAUUCCAGCUCCCCCAGACACUUGAUGAAAGAGCACUGGGAAGACAGGAUCUCUUAACUCCCAAGACAAGGAGCUAAAUUAUGGAUUUAAGCAUCACCAAGGAUUCUCUUCCUAAAACAAUUACAUCAUUUGGCCUUGAUCUUUAUAAGAAGCUGAAUAAAAGUGAUGUGUGCAAAAACAUCUUCUUUUCUCCAAUGAGCAUUUCAACUGCACUGGGCAUGGUGCUAGUAGGUGCCUGGGGAAAUACUAAGACUCAGAUGGGAAAGGUGCUUCACUUUGAUAGAAGUCUAGAAGAUACACGAUCAUAUGCUUUUCAAAGAAGAAUGGCAGAUGUUUCAGAACCUGAAAAGGAGAAUGUGGAUGGGAAAAUCAACCUAGAAGUCAAGAAACUCUUGUCUCAGUUGAAUCAUCUCAGUCCUGGCUACCAGAUGAACAUAGCAAACAAUUUGUUCAUACAAAGAGGAUAUGAUUUUUUCCAACAAUAUCUUGUAUGCAUUAAGGAUGUCUAUGGAGCUACACUGGAAAGUGUUGAUUUUUAUAAUGCUACUGAAGAAGCAAGGCAGACAAUUAACCUUGAAGUUGACAAACAGACACAAGGAAACAUCAAAGAACUUUUUCCUCCGGGUGUGAUUGGACCGGACACUGUUCUGGUGUUGGCGAAUGCCAUCUACUUUAAGGCAACUUGGGAACACCAAUUUGAUCCGAGUCGUACAACAGAAAAAGACUUUAGGCUGAACGAGAAUGAAAGUAAGCCUGUGCAGAUGAUGCAUCAGAGAGGUCGAUUUCAGUUGGGACAUGUAGGAUCAAUAAAUGCACAGAUCCUUUGUCUUCCAUAUGUUGGUGAACUGUUGUCCAUGAUCAUUUUGCUGCCGAAAGACAUCAGUGACCUAGAGCAGGUUGAAAACACAAUGACUUGUGAGACGCUGGCAGACUGGACUUCACAGCAAAAUAUGAUGGAGCAUCAUGUGGAUGUAUAUAUACCCCGUUUCAAACUCGAAGACACCUUUGACCUCAACAUUACUUUGCAAGCACUGGGGAUGACCGAUGUGUUUGAUGAAAGCAAGGCUGACCUAUCAGGCAUGUCCCCCUCGCAGCAACUGUUCUUGUCCAAAGUUAUUCACAAAGCCUAUGUGGAUGUUAAUGAAGUGGGGACUGAAGCAGCAGCGGCAACAGGUGCUUCUGUGUCUACGAGAUCCUUAAUAUCCUAUGAACUCUUUUUAGCUGAUCACCCAUUCCUCUUCUGUAUCCGACAUAAUCCAACAAACACUAUACUUUUCCUCGGCAAAUUUUGCUCUCCUUAAAUCUCAAGUGAGUUUCCUUCUUUAAGCCUAUUAAAUAUUAAACUGGUGUUGCACUAA